Messenger RNA from Condylura cristata (star-nosed mole), 972 nucleotides. It is a transcript of the gene FAM241A, whose product is annotated as chromosome unknown open reading frame, human C4orf32. Gene Ontology annotation, cellular component: intracellular membrane-bounded organelle. The transcript has a single exon. The coding region runs from base 4 to 387 and encodes 127 amino acids. The record is from RefSeq and is a predicted model, not a curated record. Lineage: Eukaryota; Metazoa; Chordata; Mammalia; Eulipotyphla; Talpidae.
UACAUGUUAAUCAGAAGGGAUAACCCAAAGUAUUUAUUGGUCAUCAAAAGUAUGCCCAGUACUUUGGGGGGGGGGGGACUUAAAGAAGGCCUUCACCUAUUUCAAAUUUUAUGUUUAUGUUUUGUCUUUUUUUUUUUAAAGGAUAUUGAAGACAUACAAAACCACCGUGGAGAGCCUAAUGGAGAUGACUAUAGAAAGAUGGGAACACUCUUUGGUGAACUGAAUAAAAACCUCCUCAACAUGGGCUUCACACGGAUGUAUUUUGGAGAAAGAAUUGUGGAACCAGUCAUAGUCCUCUUCUUUUGGCUUAUGCUGUGGUUCCUUGGCCUGCAGGCCCUCGGGCUAGUUGCUGUUCUCUGCCUAGUCAUUAUUUAUGUGCAACAGUAAAAUCAGGCCAGACGAACUGCUGACAUUUGGUUGCCAUAGGUGUAAUUGGUGAAGUUCUAUAUUUCACUACAUGAAAGCCGAAAAGUUUGCCUUGUUUCAAAUUGUGUGCUGUUUUGUAAUUAAAUUUUUAAGUGGAUGUUGUUUAAAAUUUAACUCAAUUAUUGAUUUUAAUAGGGUUUAAUAUACAUUUUGUAGCUUACUCAAAACUCUUGUUUUACUCCUGUGAUCUGUGCCCACUUUUAAAGCCCCCUAAUUCCAAGGCCAAGGUUUAAGUAACGCCAACAGUACCAACAGUGAGCAGGAAAAAUAACAAGAUAUGGAUUUCAAAUUGGACACUAUUGGGCUUGCAAAUAGGUCUAAUGAAACAUUUUAGAAGAAAAAGAAUGAAAUGGGGAUCUAAAAAUAAAUUUUAAUUCAAGAACCCACUAAAUAAUCCAGUAUAAUUUGGGGAAUAUUUGGAUUUCUAUUGUUCCUGCUCACUUCAAACAGUGUAAAUGAUACUGCUCUAUAUUACCUUAAUAUUUUGAGGAAAUAAGGUGACACAUUUUUCAAAAGAAAAAAGAAUACAUACAUACAUAUAUAUAU